UUCUAUCUUUCACCCGACCAGCUGCAGGACAAACUGGCCACCCUUUCCGGUCUUCCGGCCUCCUUCUUCAAGGCCUUCCUGCAAUUGGAUGCCAUCAAGAAGCGCAACGCUGAGGCCCUCACUGUGCCCGACGAGGCCAAACUCGAACUCCCCUUUUUCCUACCGGUUAUUGAGACUACUACUGGCAUGGCUUGGAUCGACGAAGCUGAUGAUGACGAGAUCACGAAGCUGACAAAUGCCAGCAGUGCCCUAGAGGAAACUGCAUCUAAGCGCGCCAAGCGGCGCAAGAAGAUGACUGUGGAUGAAAUUUUCGAAAGUCACCUCGACUCCGUCCUGGCUGAUCUACCCGCGCCUGGGGAAGACCUGACUGAUCAGAUAUCUUGCGCAUUAUUUGAUUUCCUCCUCCGUGUGUUGGUCGCCAACUCUCUGUUAACCGUUCUGUGCGCAACUCCCACUGCCCUAAAUCCAAGUUCUCUCGAUAUGGAGAUCCGGCUGUUAGCACCUGCGCCCGAUGAACUCGCUGCUGCAACUUCAGCCAUUGACUUUGUCGACAAAGAGGGUCCCCUGAGACGCCUCUGUUCCUUCCUGGCGCUGCUCGUCAAUAGAUUCAAGCGCAAUCUGGACGUGGACUUCGCGACGGCCUGCCUGGAGGCUGUUCUUCGUCGGCAUGGCGAGGUGAUUGCCCGACCUUCUGCCUUCCUCUCCACAGCCAAAUCCGCCGACUUUGAUCAGGCCGUUGUCCGGGAGACGAUAUCCAACCAGCCGGAGCCUGUUACAGAAAACCUGGCUUUUGAGCUUGUGGAGGAGGCUCUGAGGGCCAAACGCUCAUCUCAAACUAUGCUCUUCAGCCAGAUAACUCGAUCUAUCGCACUGGUAGACUUUAUACGAAAUGCCUCCUGUACAUUGCAGAUGUGA
Dibothriocephalus latus is the source of this 915-nucleotide messenger RNA. The record is from the annotation of a GenBank genome assembly. Lineage: Eukaryota; Metazoa; Platyhelminthes; Cestoda; Diphyllobothriidea; Diphyllobothriidae.